UCAGUCUGUUGAUUGAAGUCAGAACGUGAGGUCUAAUCAUUAAAUAUUUAUCCGAUUCAACAAAAAUUUACAAAAAUGAAAAGAUAUUUGGAGAUCUUUCUGUUUGCUUGGAUAUUUUGCAAUUGUGAUACAUCACAUAUUAAAGGUGGUUCUGCAAGAACUCGUCAUAGUUCAACUAGAAACAACAUUGUUUGUAUGACUGAUGAAUGUAAAAAAGCUGCAAAAACCAUCUCAGAUAAAAUUGACAAUUCAGUUUCUCCAUGCGAAAAUUUUUAUAUAUUUGCAUGUGGUCGUUACAUCAAAAACAUUGAAAUUCCGGAGGACAAAACAGUUUUGGACGGGUUUAGUGUUGUUCGUGAUGUGCUUCAAGAUCAAAUGCGGAAUAUUAUUACAGCACCAACGAAACCAAAUGAAAUUGAACCUUCGAAAAUGGUGAAAAAACUUUAUUCCGCUUGUUUAAAUAAAGAUUUUAUUGAAAAGAGAGAACUUGAUCCAAUCAGAAAUAUCCAUAAAGCAAUGGGUGGAUGGCCAGCCGUUGAAGGAGAUAAUUGGGAUGAAAAAGCAUGGAGCUGGCAAAAAGCAGCAAUAAAUUGUCGUAAAUAUGGCUAUUCUGUCGACUACGUAAUUGAUUUCUCGGUUUCAACUGAUUUGAAAAAUUCUUCUACCAAAAUUAUUGAUAUUGAUCAAUCGGAUCUUGGUUUAAGUCAAGUUUUCUUGAAAAAAGGAAUUGACCAUCCCGUUGUGAGUGCAUACCAUAGUUUUCAAGUGGAUAUGGCUGUUCUUUAUGGUGCUGACAGAAAACAUGCAGAAGAACAAAUGAGAGAGGCUUUGGAAUUUGAAUUUGGUCUUGCGAAUAUUUCACUACCAAGCGAAAAGCGUCGAAAUGCGUCAGCUUUGUACAACCCAAUGACAAUUGGAGAAGUUCAAAAAAGAUUCCCGUACAACGAUUGGAAAGACUAUUUUAACAAAAUUCUUCCGGAAACUACUCAAGUAAUGGACGAUGAAGUGAUCGUUGUUUAUGAUAUUGAAUUCUUUGAACAACUUGGUAAACUGUUGGAAGAAACACCAAAACGAGCAAUAGCAAAUUAUAUCAUGUGGCGAGUUGCUGCAGAGUCGACAAAUUAUUUGACAGAUAAAUUGAGAAAACGUCAACUCGCAUAUGCUGGCGCACUUAUUGGACAACAAACGGAAGAACCGCGUUGGAGAGAGUGUAUCAACUUAGUGACAAGUAAAUUCGAAAUAGCUUCUGCUGCGUUAUAUGUCCGAGAAUAUUUCAAUGAAAUGUCAAAAAGUGUCGCUCUGGAUAUGGUUAAUAAUAUUAAGCAAGAAUUUGAAAAAAUCUUAAAAACAAUUCCCUGGAUGGAUAAACAGACAAAAUCUGUAGCAUUGGAUAAAGUUAGAAACAUGGUGACUCAUAUAGGAUAUCCCGAUGAAUUAGGAGAUGAUAAGAAACUCACUGAAUUUUAUAAGAAUGUCACAAUUGAUGAAAACAAAUUCCUUGAAUCAAUUUUAAGCAUUAACAUCUUUGAAGCUGAUCGUGAGUAUGAAAAACUUCGAAAAUCUGUUAAUAAAAGCGACUGGGAAACUCAUUCCAAAGCUGCCGUUGUAAAUGCUGCUUAUUCUCCUAUUGAAAAUUCUAUUCGUUUUCCAGCUGGAAUUCUUCAAGGCCAGUUUUUCUCAGCUGAUCGACCGUUAUUCAUGAAUUAUGGUGCCAUUGGCGUUGUUAUUGGUCACGAAAUUACUCACGGAUUUGAUGACGUAGGUCGCCAAUUUGAUGCAAAUGGAAACCUUGAAGACUGGUGGCAACAAUCAACAGCAGAUGCAUAUUUAGUGAAAGCAAAAUGUAUUAUUGAUCAAUAUGGAAAUUUCACAGAAUCUCUGACAGGUCUAAAUUUGAAUGGAAUCAACACACAAGGUGAGAACAUUGCUGACAAUGGAGGAGUCAAAGAAGCAUAUUUGGCUUAUCAAGAAUAUUCAAAAAAGCACGGAAAGGAAUUGCAACUUCCCGGAUUAAAUUAUUCUGUUAAUCAACUCUUCUGGAUUGCUUCUGCACAGACUUGGUGUGCUAAAUUUAGACCUGAAGAAUUACAAACAAGAAUAUUAACAGGAAAACAUUCACCAAAUGAAUUUCGAGUUUUGGGACCAUUCAUUAACAUGAAAGAAUUCUCAAAAGAUUUCAAUUGUCCAGAAAGUUCCACAAUGAAUCCUGUUGAAAGAUGUGAAGUUUGGUAAAAACAAAAAAAAAUUGGAGCAAGGGAAUAAAUAUUUUAAUUACAUUUCGAGUUUAAUCAAUAAAGACAGUUUGGGAAGA
Messenger RNA from Clunio marinus, 2311 nucleotides. The record is from the annotation of a GenBank genome assembly. Lineage: Eukaryota; Metazoa; Arthropoda; Insecta; Diptera; Chironomidae.